Messenger RNA from Ochotona curzoniae (black-lipped pika), 5349 nucleotides. It is a transcript of the gene FAM117B, whose product is annotated as family with sequence similarity 117 member B. The transcript has 8 exons. The record is from RefSeq and is a predicted model, not a curated record. The coding region runs from base 90 to 1877 and encodes 595 amino acids. Lineage: Eukaryota; Metazoa; Chordata; Mammalia; Lagomorpha; Ochotonidae.
CUUCGAGAAUCUUCCCCUCGCAACCCAACAACAACAAACGCCUUCCGUCUCGCCCAGUCACUGGGGAGUGGGAGGUGGGGAGGGGGACCAUGUCCCAGCGAGUGAGGCGCAAUGGGUCCCCCACGCCGGCUGGUUCUGUCGGGGCCAGUACGGUCGCCACGGCCGGGGGAGCCGGCAGCCGCCUGCAGCCCAUGAGGGCGACGGUUCCGUUCCAGCUGAAGCAGCAGCAGCAACAUGGCAGCCCCACGCGGAGCAACGGCGGCGGCGGCGGCGGCGGCAACAACAACGGCGGCUGCUGUGGCGGCGGCGCCUCAGGCCCCUCAGGCGGCGGCGGCGGCGGCGGGGCCCCACGAACCGCUUCACGCAGCACCAGCCCCACGCGCGGCGGCGGCGGGAGCACGGCCGCGCGCACCAGCCCCACGGUGGCCACGCAGACGGGCGCGUCCGUGACGUCCACGCGAGGCACCAGCCCCACGCGCGGCGCCGCGCCGGGGGCCCGAGGGAGCCCCCCUCGGCCGCAGCCUCCGCCGCCGCUGCUGGGUACCGUGUCGUCGUCGUCGCCGCCUUCCUCGUCGCCCACCCACCUGUGGACCGGCGAGGUGAGCGCGGCCCCACCCCCAGCCCGGGUCCGCCACCGGAGGAGGUCCCCGGAGCAGAGCCGAGUGUCCCCGGAGAAGAGGAGCCCGAGCGCCCCGGUUUGCAAAGCUGGUGACAAAACACGACCACCCUCGUCAAGCCCCUCCAGUAUUAUCCGGCGCACUUCCUCCCUGGAUACACUUGCUGCUCCAUACCUUGCUGGACACUGGCCUCGUGACAGUCACGUGCAAGUCACACCUUGCAUGAGGGACAAAGCCACACAGACAGAGAGUGCAUGGGCUGAAGAAUACGCCGAGAAGAAGAAAGGAUCACACAAGCGCUCAGCAUCCUGGGGCAGCACAGACCAGCUGAAGGAGAUUGCAAAAUUACGUCAGCAGUUGCAGAGAAGUAAACACAGCAGUCGACAUCAUCGAGAUAAAGAAAGACAGUCUCCGUUCCAUGGCAACCAUGCAGCCAUUAACCAGAGUCAGGCUCCUGUUCCAAAGAGUACACUUAUUCCAGUAAUUCCCAUCGCCAAAUCAACAGGUUCCCGGUUCCGGAACAGUGUGGAAGGAUUGAACCAGGAGAUAGAAAUAAUAAUUAAAGAGACUGGGGAAAAGGAAGAACAGCUAAUACCACAAGACAUUCCAGAUGGGCACCGUGCCCCUCCCCCACUGGUGCAGAGAAGUAGCAGCACCCGGAGCAUCGACACCCAGACUCCCGGCGGGGCGGACAAGGGGAGCAACAACAGCAGCCGCUCUCAGUCGGUGUCCCCCACGUCAUUCCUCACCAUUUCUAACGAAGGCAGUGAGGAGAGUCCUUGUUCAGCUGAUGACCUGCUUGUUGAUCCCAGGGAUAAAGAGAAUGGGAACAACUCUCCUUUGCCUAAAUAUGCAACCUCACCCAAACCUAACAACAGUUACAUGUUCAAAAGGGAGCCUCCUGAAGGUUGCGAAAGGGUCAAAGUCUUUGAAGAAUGCUCGCCAAAACAACUUCACGAAAUCCCAGCUUUUUACUGUCCUGACAAAAACAAGGUGAAUUUCAUUCCUAAAAGUGGCUCAGCUUUCUGCCUCGUCAGCAUCCUCAAGCCACUCCUCCCCACACCGGAUCUUACCCUCAAGGGCUCUGGCCACAGCCUGACAGUCACCACUGGCAUGACCACCACUCUGCUUCAGCCUAUCGCUGUGGCCUCCCUAUCCACAAACACAGAGCAAGACCGGGUCUCUCGAGGAACAAGUACGGUUCUGCCAUCCGCACCUCUGCUGUCCCCACCAGAACCCAUCGAGGAAGCUGAAGGGUAGGACUCGGUGCCAGGUGGCCGUUUGAUCUGGAAACUGAACCUCCUCAGAAGGCUUGACUGAUGGGAUAGUGAGCGCCCAGUCAGCAGUGACGUGACGGUGAGGCUCCUGGAAGAAAAGCAGCCCCUCUGACAGCUCUGUCCCACCCAUGAAGGCCAACCCUCAGCGCUCAGCCUGAGCUUCCACAAAAUCAAACAAGAGUGUCUCAUCCUUUACUUUUGGAGGGACAGUGUCACAUUGUUUUUUUGUUUUCAAAUUCGACUUCUUGGAGAAAAAGAAAAUAUAAACCCACAGAACCUGAUCUCUGUUAACAUGAUUUCUGAAGGGAGAGGUGAAUGAUGCUGCAAGAACCAUCUUUUAUAUGAAAACGACUAUUUUAUAAUACCAAUGUUACAUUUUCUGAAACGUAGCAAACAAGACAUGCAAACGAUUCCUUGGUGGCCUCUGUUUCCUGUAACCCUUCCUACAUGUGUGCAGCUUGGGACCAAAGGGAUUGUUGACAUUUCCCCCAGCAGUCUUCAUCUCAUGGCUGUGUUCUCCCAAACAAGAAUUGAUAGGUAAAUGCAUCAAACAAGUAUAUAUUAAGAGUUUUAAAAAAGAAAAGCAAUAUUCGUACAUUAUGUGAUUUAUGUUUUUGAUGUCAAAAGUUUGUGCUCUGGGUGAAAUAUUUGUAAAACUGCUAUUUUCUUCAUGACUCCUGUACACAUUUCACUAUGUGGCCAGAAAAAUAAUAGUCUGAAGACAAGUGCUUUAAUAUGUUCUCACCCAUUUUGGAAUUGGCCUAAGAGUCAAUGAGCCAAAAAGGAAACUAUCUAGUGUUGCUUGUUAGCUAGGAGUAAGGAGCCCUUCGGCCUUGUGUGAAGAAAAUCACGUGAUUGCCCUCCUGUGCCACAGGUAUCCUUCCACCCUUCAUCACUGUAUCAUAGCCCCAGAGAUCCUACAAUGGCUGUGCAUGGAUUUGCUCCUUCGCUUUCGUGAUGUCUUUGUCUUGUGGAUACGGUCGGUCAGGUUUAGUAGUUCGCCAGGAGUGUAAUCCAUUGAAUAGUGAUCCAUAGCCAGAGACCUUGAAACUUUUUGUUGAUGGUGAUUGACACCAAAAUUUCUUGCCUACAGGUUUUGCUAGUUACCCCGUUAUAGUCCACACACUGGGGAAGAGAGAAAAGGUUUGGGGUAUAAAACAACAGACACACUUGAAAACCCAGACAGUUUUGGAUUUGGACUCUUGGCUAGUGCAAAUCACUGCCAUUAUCUUGUGACAGUAGUGUUUGUUUCUGGAUAGGUAGUAGUGAAAUUAAGGAGUGGGUCUUAUAAGAAAUGAGUUUCAGAAGUGUUAAUUUAAAAAGGCAUCCUUUAAACACCAUAUUCUAACCUAUGAUGCAAUAAUUUGCUAUACAUAUAAUGGGCAGAAAAAAAUUUUAAAUCCUUGUAAAGGGACAUGUUUUGGAGAUUAAUGCAUCAACUUGUCCAAAAAUAUUCCAUUAAGGAAAAUUUAGUGGAAGAAAAAUCUUUUGAAAGGACUUCUUAUAUUGAUGCACCUUUAAAGCAGCAAAAUAAUUUUAAACAUACCCUGUAAAAUUAAAAAUUGAUGGUGUAUUUAGGUAAAUCAGGUAAAUUCAAAUAUCAAAAAUCCCAUCAGGUUUUAGUUGGUAGGACUGAUAAAUUUUUGUACUUUUCCAUCCAAAGCCAGUUUACUUGGAACUAGUUUAACAUAGCAUCUAAACUAGUUAAAAGCUCACUUACUUUGAGUCUGCAGUUUCUGAUUGGUAUUUGGAGAGCCUGGCUUCUUGGCCUUCUUUGCUCUACCUUCGGGAAUUCCUACUUCACCUCCCAGUUUCUCCUUCGUCACCAGUACAGAAGAAAAAGUAAAACUGAGGUCAGGUGAGUUGGUGUGAGUGGAGAAGGUUGCUCAGAACCCAGGGCUUUUUGUUUGUUUUGUUUUGUUUCGAUUACUUGAGUUCUGUUAAGUCAGGGUUGUAUUCCUGACUGUGUGGGUUUCCUUUCCUUUGCUGACUCCAUAGUCACCAGGAUGUUUUAGAACUAGAAUCCUGCUUUGGAAACAGAUUUUCCCAUUUUGUUUUGUUUUUGCAUUUGUCAAAUUUAUGUAUCUUUAAGCUAAAGUGAUUUAAAAUCAGAAUGGAUGAAAGAAAACUUGCAGACUUAUUGUGUGCAAUCUUGCAGUCUGAUAGGUGGUUAUAAGGAGAAUGUGUGAACUUGUAUGGCAACCAGAUAUAUCCCUUGGGUUCAGAGAGAUUGAGCCUGAGAAUUGAGAAAAUGAAAGGUACAAGGUACAACUUGGCCGGUGCCGAAGGGCUAAGUUCUAAGCGUAUAAGCUUUACCAUGGCCUUGAAAAGAGAGUAGUCAUAGGUCCAGUGAGCAGUUUUACUGAACCCUUAGUCCCCAGAUGUUUUUCUCAAGAGAAUGCAUAAUAUUUUCUAAAAUUAUACUCCAUAAUAUUGCUAUUCUGUAGAAAAUUGUAAGGAGAUAAAAAAAAUUUAAAUUUGUAAAAAUUUUGAAUAAAAUUACUUUCAUCACAAUUUAAAAAUACCGGCAUGUAUCUUGGCAAAAGGAGCUAUUCUCUGGUUAUUCACUUUGUCAAUUUUACUUAUAUUUUACCCUUAAAACUGUUUCUUCCUUGUAGUGAUACAACUUAAAUAAAUUAACUGUUUGUGAUCAUGACUAAGUCUAUUACUUGUCAUGGAUUUUUGUGAACAAUUACAUUUUUUAAAAUACCAGUUUUCCCUUUUUAGUUAAAUAUGAGCACAGAUGCCAAAUUAUUUUCCAACUGAAUUCCUCAUUUUAUUUUAAAUGUUUAUACUUAUGACUGCAGACCAAAUCAGUCUUUUAGAAGGUGCUGUUGCUAACUGUAGAGUGUCUGGCAACACGAAAAGCUUUUUUAUUUUUUUUUUCUUUUCCGUUUUCAUUUUUAGUGGUUGGCUUUCACUAGAUAGUAUUAAAAAAGGAGAUUUAUAGUCUUUAUGUCUAAGAUUAGGACUGGUUUGUCAAGAUUUUCUACAGUUAAGGAAAAUCUAAGUUGCCACUCUUAAACUUACUAUUCUUAAAUUAAAACUCAUUCCUUAAUGCUUAAAAUUUUGACUUCUCAAAACCAGACCAAUGGAAGCGCUGAAUUUGCAAGUAAAGCUAAGGAUAUUUAACGCUGCACUUUAAGGUUUAAGUUUUACUCUAAUUAAUGAGAAGCAGAGCAGUCCUAAACAAUAUUUUGUUUAUACAGUCCUGUUGAAUAUAAUUUAUGUUUUUUAACUGCAUGUUUCAUCUCUGUUGAAGUUGUAUAAAUCUUUUUUAAAUGCAAUUUUUUAAAAUUUUGUUUUUCUAACAAAAUUCUCCCAAAAAGCAGCAUUUCUGAUGGUGAUAGAUAUUGUUACUAUGUACUUAUGUAUUCCCUGUAUCUGAACACGUGUUGCUGCCUCACAAGAAUAUAGAACUUUUAUGUUACAAAUAAAGUCUGUUCUUGGGUUUU